UCACGUUCAAUUGUUGCCAACUUGCAACACAUAUACUAGCGCAUCCAGUGCAGGUGAUUCCCCACGUCGACCAAGAUUCCAGGAACUAAGCAUCAAUUGCAGGGACCCCAUGCCGCGGCCGUGACGCCGCUACGGGCCAUACGGCGCAACGCUCUCCACUCCACAGUCCACACCUCCUGUCACACUGACUGGAACGCGCGCGCGCGCGAACGCGGUGCUGUCCUCUGCGGCCGCCUCUCCUCGGCUUCGCAUACGCUUCCGGGCGAUGGGAGAGGAGGGGGCGGCGGCGGCGACGCGCGCGUCGUGCAGCCGCCGCGCGGCCGCGUCCUGCUGGGGACGGUUCGGCCUCGGCCUGGCGGCGCUGUGGCGGAGGCUUAGGUGGAUCGGCCUUCCUCGCCGGCGCUUGCGGACGUACGUCCUCAGCGCCAGCGGGCUCAACUACGACCCGCUCGGUUACUCCCAGAACUUCGACAACGGGGGCCUCGGCGACGGCGAGUGCGAGGCCAACUUCUCGGUCAGGUUCGCGCGGCACGCUGGCGCGACGAGGCCGCACGCGCCGUCGGUCGCUUCUUGAACCUUUUUGCGCUUCGUAUUUCCUUUGUGUUUCAUGCAUAUGCACAAGGCAGCAACACAGAGAGAGCUGCUAGGAGGGCUACCUUCAAGUACUACUUCUCUUUCCUUUGAGUGGAUGUAAGUAUGUAUGUAAGUGCAGCUGUGCAGCAGAUAUAUUCAAGUAAAAAAAGACUUGCCUUCUUUUUUUCUGUCAGAAUUCAAUAUCAGGAAUUAGGAUGCACAUCCAGUCACAGGUUGCUUGUAAGGGAAUUUACAAACUGUGUUGAUGAUA
Messenger RNA from Oryza sativa Japonica Group (Japanese rice), 844 nucleotides. The record is from RefSeq and is a predicted model, not a curated record. NCBI's taxonomy places the organism in Eukaryota, Viridiplantae, Streptophyta, Magnoliopsida, Poales, Poaceae.